Messenger RNA from Suricata suricatta (meerkat), 2326 nucleotides. RefSeq names its product family with sequence similarity 118 member A (gene SIRAL2). Bases 103 to 1176 code for a protein of 357 amino acids. The record is from RefSeq and is a predicted model, not a curated record. The transcript is spliced from 9 exons. NCBI's taxonomy places the organism in Eukaryota, Metazoa, Chordata, Mammalia, Carnivora, Herpestidae.
AGUCCCCUCAUUUAGGAGUGGCGUCUAGCACGGCAGGGCUCCGACUGUUCGCGCUUCGUCUGCAGGCGUGUCGGUGCAGCAUUUAGCAUCCAGGAUUUACAGAUGGAUCCAGUGGAAAAGACGACAAAUAGGAGUGAACACAAAUCCAGAAAGUUUUUAAAAAGCCUCAUUCGGAAGCAGCCCCAGGAGCUGCUGCUGGUCAUCGGGACGGGCGUCAGCGCUGCGGUGGCCCCGGGGAUCCGCGCCCUGUGCUCCUGGCGGAGCUGCAUCGAGGCCGUCAUCGAGGCCGCCGAGCAGCUCGAGGUGCUGCACCCGGGGGACGUCGCGGAGUUCCGCAGGAAGGUGGUGAAGGACCGGGACCUGCUGGUCGUCGCCCACGAUCUGAUCCGGAAGAUGUCGCCUCGCACAGGCGACACCAAGCCCAGCUUCUUCCAGGACUGCCUGAUGGAGGUCUUCGACAGCCUGGAGCAGCACAUCCAGAACCCGCUGGUGCUGCAGUCCAUCCUCAGCCUGAUGGACCGGGGCACCUUGGUCCUGACCACCAACUACGACAACUUGCUGGAGAUCUUCGGGCAGCAGCAGGGCAAGCCCAUGGAGUCCCUGGACCUGAAGGACAAGACGAAGGUCCUGCAGUGGGCCAGAGGGCACAUCAAGUACGGGGUCCUCCACAUUCACGGCUUAUAUACCGACCCCUGCGGGAUGGUCCUGGAUCCGUCCGGAUAUAAAGAUGUCACUCAAGAUCCAGAAGUCAUGGGCGUCCUGCAGGACCUGUACCGCACCAAGUCCUUCCUGUUCCUGGGCUGCGGGGAGACGCUGCGCGACCAGAUAUUCCAGGCGCUCUUCCUCUACUCGGUGCCGAACAAGGGGGAGCUGGAGCACUACAUGCUGGCGCUCAAGGACGACGAGGAGCACUUCUUCAAGCACCAGGCGGACAUGCUGCUGCACGGGAUCAAGGUCGUGUCCUACGGGGACUGCUUCGACUCGUUUCCCGGGUACGUGCAGGACCUCGCCUCCCAGAUCUGCAGGCAGCGCAGUCCAGAUGCUGACCGCGUGGACAGCACCACACUGUUGGGGAACGCAUGUCAGGACUGCGCGAAGAGGAAGCUGGAAGAGAACGGGACUGACGAUGCGAAGCGGCCCCGACGGCCCGAUGCCGAUGAUGCCGGAGGGUCUUGAAAUCUCUAGAACCAAUAAAUUCCCGCAACUUGAAAACCAGCCUUCUGUAACCGCAGUGCUGUAACCCGAGCGAUGGGGAACUCGGCGUGGAUCUCUCUCCGAAUCCAUCCUCCACCCGGAAGAGCUGUGCGGGGGUGCGGCCUCAGAGGCCAGGGACCUGUUCCUCUGUGUGGUUUGCGUGUCCGGGAGGCAGAGCCUCCCAGGGGCCCAACGGACGGCCACCUCAGGGACCAGAGCGGCGGGAGGGAGACCGGACUCCUGGCUCCCGCCCAAUGGGCCCCCUUUGUCAAGUCGGUUUUUCUGGUAAAGAGGGGAGGGUGAGGACUGUCCAAGCAACAGUGCUUGCCGGGGGACAAGACACUUCCAUUUGUGAUUUUUAUGUUGGAAACGCGUUACUUUGGAAAAACUACAGGUGUGGGUGUGUUCAUCGUCCCCUGGGACAGGACGACGGACGCUCGUCUGAGGCGCUGAGCCUGCCGCAGAGAAAGGUCGGGAUUGAAAAGGAGAGAGCAGCUGGGGGGGGGGGUUGCUCUGGGGUUACCCGACGUUAGUAACUUCUGCUCCAGGGUGUGGCAGGUCCCACCAGCUGCAGAGCCCUGGAGCCAGGGGGCCUUUCACGAGCGCAGCUCAGCGCCCCGUGGGUCCGUGUCACGAUGGGCACCUGAGGCGUGACCAGCAGAGCACAAGACCGAGCUUGCACCUUCUAGUUAGGAUAGAAAUCCCGCGUUUCCGGGCUCUCCGUUGUGUGGGGAAGGUCCAGCCCGUCUGUCUCCCCUCUCAGAGGUCUCCCCAGGGCCCGUCUGCCGGCACGAGGAGGGCAGGCCUUGUCCAGGGCGCUCGGGGUCACACUAGGUGGAAGGCGUCAUGCUGGGGGCAGGGCUCACACCCAGCGGUGGCCGUGGCGGUGACCCCGGGACCCUGCUUGGUGUCCUCCCAGAGGCUGCCGUUCCUUGCCAGAUUCCAGGACGCUCCCCAUCGGUGGCGCUGCCCCCUCCCCAAUACAGAGAGAGUUAAGAACAGAAACAAAGUUGGGUCGUGUUGUGAGCGAGAGAGAAGCCGCAGACCUGCUUAAGACAUUUUUCCCCCUUUCUGAAGUGUGAAAAACCUUUUAUGUUACUCUGGUCAUAAAUAAAAUAUUAACUAACUUCAA